Messenger RNA from Phanerochaete carnosa HHB-10118-sp, 1713 nucleotides. RefSeq lists its product as uncharacterized. NCBI's taxonomy places the organism in Eukaryota, Fungi, Basidiomycota, Agaricomycetes, Polyporales, Phanerochaetaceae. The transcript has 11 exons. The record is from RefSeq and is a predicted model, not a curated record. Bases 13 to 1650 code for a protein of 545 amino acids.
GCACCGUGCAGCAUGGGGUCCUCACUACGCCUUGUGGUUCUUGGCUGCAUACUGCUCACUGCCCUACGGGUCGUGGCAGCUACCCCCACACCUGCAGCAAACGAGCUUCUGGUUCAGACCACCUCGGGCCUCGUGCAGGGUUUUCUUGACGUCAAUACCACCGACGUGCCGCUGAAGAAGUGGUUGGGUGUGCCGUACGCGGAUGACACCUCGGGUGCUAACCGAUGGCGGCCGCCCCAGCCGGUCAAUGUUGAGGAUGGGCAGGUCAUCAAUGCGACUGCAUAUGGGCCCGCUUGCAUGCAAGGCCGUGCAUACGGCGGAAAUGGGACCUCAGUCCAAAGCGAAGACUGCCUUCUGAUCAACAUUAUCGCGCCUGCCAACGCAUCUAACCUGCCGGUCUAUAUCUACGUCUACGGCGGAGGAUACGACAGCGGUUCAGCUUCAGACCCAAAGGUUGACGGAUCGUACUUGGCCGCGAAGGGAAUUGUGUUCGCGAACUUCGGCUACCGUCUGUCACUCUGGGCGUUCCCACAUGCCGCUGAGAUCGCCGAGGCGGGCGAGACACAGAACUUUGGCCUGCUCGACACGCGUGCGGCCGUCGAGUGGCUAAGGGACAACGUCCAGCAAUUUGGAGGCGAUCCUACUAAGAUUACAUUAGGCGGAGAAUCAGUAGGUGCAGAGAUGACAAAUCAAUACAUGACGGCGUUCCAUGAUGACCCGAUUGUUCGAGCUGCCGUUAUGCAGAGCGCUGACACUUCCCAGCCGAUGUGGGAACUGGACAAUCAGAUCAGCCAGAUCGCUUCAGAUAUGAGCUGCCCCACGGGAAAGGGACUGUUGGACUGUUUGCGUACGAAGUCGGCUACGGAUCUGCAGCAGGUCCUUCUGGCGAGUGGUACUCAAUUCCAGCCUGUCACAGAUAAUAUUACCAUUUGGAAGGACUACGUCAAGCUGACACGGGAGGGCCGUACGGCGCAAAUCCCCCUUCUGUGUGGAACAAACCUGAACGAAGGGACGCUCAUAGUCGAAAGUGAGCCGACGGCCUAUCUGCCAAACAUAGUCCAGUAUAGCAAGAGCAACAACUUCAAUAUGCCUUGGGCGAACCUUACAAGAAUGGAGGAGCUGUAUCCUGUGCCUUCAGAGGCUUUCCCUACUGCGUAUAAUGCGUCCUCUCAGAUAUGGCGAGACGCGCACAUGCAGUGUCUGGCCCACAACUUGGCUACCGAACGGACGCGCGUUCUAAACCAGCCCGUGUGGCGCUAUCGAUUCGACUUGGUCGCAGCCAACCUCAAUUCUGAGGGUGUCAGAGUCGGUACUUUCCACGGUUCAGACGUCCGCUUCGUCAUGGGCCAAUGGAGGCUAAUCGCUAUUGAUGCUCCGUUCAUUCCUGCUACACCUAACGAGAUUGCUAUCUCCAACUUAAUGGUGGAAGCGUGGACGAACUUUAUCAAAGAUCCGCUUAAAGGACCUCAGAUACCUGGGUGGAAACAGUACGACCCAGAAGACCCAACAACGCUCGCGCUUCUUGGAUAUGAUUUGACGGGCGCAGACCUUGGUGACCAUUUCACUGCGGAUUCCACUUGCGAUUUCUGGAAUGAAGUACUCCCAAUUUUCCCGCAGACGUUCCCAGCAUGCGGUAGCUGGACGUGUUGAAGACGGGUGAUAUGCUACGCUUUGUCAUUUGCGGUAGUCCCGGCCUUCAGCUUGGUUGCAGAU